UUGAGAAUAUAAUUUGUGUAUUUAAUAUUUUUUAUUUAUUAUUCUAUUUAAAUGAUCGAUGGAAAAUUUAAGAUAUAUUAAUGCAACUCUUAUUUGAUGACAUUGAAAGAUUUAAAAACGUAAGAUUAUAUUGUUUGGAGUUUACUUUAGACCACUGGCGCCUUCGUAAAACAAAGGUUCAUUAUCAGUUAGGCUUAAGUCCAUUCUUUUUUAUGUAAAUAAGUAUAGAUCUAUUUGUGAUAUGUUUAUUAUAAAUCCCCCCUUUCCUUUUAAAUUGCAAACAAGUAUACAACAAAGUAUACAAAUAAGUUAUAAGUAAAUAAGCUUCUUCUCCCCACCCCAUAACGUUUCAUCCAUAUAAAUGAUGGAACAUUUAAUGUAUUUCGUUUAGAAAGCAUCUCGCUGCAUUUCUAGUUGAUAUCUUACAGAUUCUUCGCAUUAUUAUUUCCAUUAUUAAUGUAUACCCCUUUGAUCUACGGUGAAGUGAUUAAUUAAGAAAAUAAUUUCAUUAUCGUACCUGUUAUUUAAUUAUUCAUUAGUACGUAACUGAAACACAAAACAUAAGGAACAAAAUAAAUAAAUAUAAAUAAACAAAUAUAAAAUGCAAUCUCUAAGACAAAGGGUUUUUACCGUGGUAACAAAGAAGAGGUACGAUCAAGAGAGAAGGUUUUUAAGUAGCAAAGAAAUAAUUGAACGCGACAAUAAAUACGCUGCAAGACAUUUCAAGCCACUACCCGUUGUACUCACCAAAGGCGAGGGUGUUUAUCUAUGGGACAACGAUGGGAAACGUUAUCUCGACUUUUUAGCUGGUUUCUCAACAGUCAAUCAAGGACACUGUCAUCCCCGUCUAGUCAAAGUUAUGAAUGAACAAGCUGCAAAAUUAGCUCAUACUUCGCGAGCUUUUUAUACCGAGCCGCAUGGAGAAUUAGGAGAAUAUUUAACAAAAUUAAUUGGCUAUGAUAGAUUCAUACCUAUGAAUACAGGAGUUGAAGGUGGUGAUACGGCUAUUAAACUUGCAAGACGAUGGGGAUACAGAGUAAAGAAAGUUCCAAAUCAAAAAGGAACAAUUGUCUUUGCGAAAGGUAAUUUUUGGGGCCGAUCGUUAGCAGCAUUGUCGGCAUCAACUGACCCCAAUUGUUUCAACGAUUUUGGACCGUACAUGCCACUCUUUGAUAAAGUACCGUACAACGAUUUAACGGCACUCGAAAACAAAUUCAAAGAGGAUCCAAACGUUGUUGGUUUCAUGAUGGAACCAAUUCAAGGAGAAGCUGGUGUCGUUAUACCCCAUGAUGGAUACUUAAAAGGUGUUAGAGAUUUGUGUACGAAAUACAACGUUUUAUGGAUCGCUGAUGAAGUACAAACCGGAUUGUGCAGAACUGGGAAACGUAUGGCGGUAGAUCACGAAAAUCAAAAACCAGAUAUUAUGAUUCUAGGAAAAGCACUUUCUGGUGGAAUGUAUCCAGUUUCUGGUGUCCUGGCAAACGAUGAGAUAAUGAUGUGUUUCGAAACUGGUUGCCACGGUAGCACUUUUGGCGGUAGUCCUUUAGGUAACAAAGUAGCAUUGGAAGCGGUAAAAAUUUUGGAAGAAGAAAAUCUCGCAGAGAAUGCUAAGAAAUUAGGCGAAGUAUUGAAAAAUGAAUUGAGUAAAUUACCGAAAGAUAUUGCCGUGGAAUUUAGAGGACGUGGCUUGUUGGCUGGUCUUCUUAUCAAUAAAGACAUGGCGGAGGGUUGGGAUAUUUGUUUGAAAUUACGUGACGCAGGUUUAUUAACAAGACCUGCGCAUGGUCAGAUUAUAAGAAUAUCACCACCAUUGACCAUUACACCGGGUCAACUUGAAGAAGGUUUACAUAUUCUUACGACAACGCUAAAAAGUUUUUAAUAGAGACUGUUUAAUUAAAAAAAUAAUUAUAAUUAGAUUACGUUAUAAUAAGAAAUGUAGUUACCAAAAUUGCACGUUUACGGCUCUUUAUAUAAUGAUUAUUUGGAAUAAUAUAUGAAUCCGUUCGUUGUACGAAGAUAUUUUAUUAUAUGUAUACUUUAAAGAAUGAUAUAUUGUAAUAUUACGCGAUAUACUUUAUAAAUAAUUUCUUUU
Messenger RNA from Polistes canadensis, 2092 nucleotides. Its product is annotated as ornithine aminotransferase, mitochondrial-like. NCBI's taxonomy places the organism in Eukaryota, Metazoa, Arthropoda, Insecta, Hymenoptera, Vespidae. The transcript has 5 exons. The record is from RefSeq and is a predicted model, not a curated record. Gene Ontology annotation, molecular function: identical protein binding; L-ornithine transaminase activity; pyridoxal phosphate binding. Gene Ontology annotation, cellular component: cytoplasm. Bases 602 to 1879 code for a protein of 425 amino acids.